Closterium sp. Naga37s-1 is the source of this 453-nucleotide messenger RNA. The record is from the annotation of a GenBank genome assembly. Lineage: Eukaryota; Viridiplantae; Streptophyta; Zygnematophyceae; Desmidiales; Closteriaceae.
AUGGUACUCCCUUCCGUCGGUGCUCACUCUACUGCUGAAGCUUUGGACAAGGAAGGCGGCGGCAGUGCUGCUGCAUCUGGUGCUGUGAAGGCCGAACCUGAUCCGUUUUCUGACCUGCAUUCAGUGCAAGGUGAUGCGCAUGCCCUCCCAGAGCUCACUCCUCCUGCCACUACUACUGCAGCCGACUCCGCCAGUAGCGCUGCAGCAGCGGCUCCAGAGCAGGGAGUUGAUUCCACUGCGGUUUCUAGAAGCAACAUCCAGCUGUGCCUACUAGGCCCUGCGAACAAUGGGGAUGGGAAUGGUGUCAUGGAAGCAGCUCUCGCCGCCGCUGCCAACGGUUGUUCUUUGGAAGGUGGCUCUAGAGGGGAAGGGGGAGGGGAGGAGGGGGGGGGGGGGGGGGAGAGGAGGGGAGGGGGGAAGAGGAGGGGAGGGGGCGGGAGGGUUGUGUGCUAG